Molecule: messenger RNA, 1301 nt
Organism: Leptomonas pyrrhocoris
Lineage: Eukaryota; Euglenozoa; Kinetoplastea; Trypanosomatida; Trypanosomatidae
Exons: 1
Coding region: 144-1301 (385 amino acids)
Source: RefSeq, a predicted model, not a curated record
GCGCAUGCAGUAAGUUGCAGCCUACUUCCACGCGCAACUGCACAUUCUUUUUUUCUUCUUAAGCCGUACUUCGUAUUCUUAUUCGUCUUUGUUCAUUACUAUUAUUAUUGUGGCUUGUUUGUAUGUAAUACGUUUCCUUUUGUAUGUUACCUAGCAGAAGCGCGCGGUGUUUUUUUUUGCAACGGAGGAGCAGCAUGCUGUACGCCGGCGUGCGCGCACGGCUGUCGCAGCGUCCUUUCCGCUGCGUAGGAGCGGCCGCAACGUACGCAGUAGCAGCCGCCCCCACCGCGUCCACCCGCAGCGGCCUCGUGCACUCCACUCGCCCCCUGCUCUUCUUCUCUUCCUGGCUUGGCCAGAGCAGCAACUACCGCGGCAGCGCGGUGGCUUCCGCCAAGGUAACCGCCAAGGACACCUUCAUCAGCGAAAAUGCCGUGGGCCUCGGCCGGCAGGACGUCGGUCAGCCCAUGGCGAAUGAGUCGGUGGAGGCAACGGAGGGCAACGCGGUUGGCGGCCAGAGUCCGCGUGGGGGCCUGCCGCGGCAGCAAAUGGGCGGUGGCGCCUCGCCGGGGUCGACCGUGCCGAAGCAAGCCAUUGACGAUAUUCUCAUCGAGCGCGGCGCGCACCUGACCGGGCCGAGUCGACGUCCUGUAUCCUACGACUUGGAGAUACACCGCGCAGCGCGGGCGCGGGAGGCGCAGCAGCAGCAGGCCACGGUGGAGUACGCGAAGGAGUUUGACGAGGCGAACAUGCCGCGGCACCCGGACGACCCAAACCGCACCCGCGCCAGCUGGGAGUUUACCCCGACAGCGGAGCACAAGGCCCUCGUGCUACUCCUCUACCGCAACGUGUUGAAGGGGCUCAUGCAUUACAAGAGCGUGCGGAAGCGGAGUAUGAUCGCCUACGCGCGCAUGUGCUUCCGUCGUCGUGCACAGGCCACGGAGAAGCUGCUCAUCGACGAGUGCAUCGAGGAGUGUCGUCGCGCGAUCUACGUGCUGGAGAAGCACCACAACUUUACAAAGACGGGCACCUACGAGUUCGACUCCAUGUCCAUACCGAAGGACACCGGACAGGACGUGAAGACGUACAUGGAGGAGGUGUACGAUCCGGAGGUGUCGCGGCAGCAGUUUCAAAGCUUCGCCGACGUGGAGCCGGGGAAGGAGCAUCUGCACCGGCAGGGCCUCGGGCCGACGUCCGGCGCACACCACUGGAAGGAUCAGCGGUCGUCGGAGGCUUUUAAAGUGGAGAUUCGCGACGAGGACAAGGCGCUGCGCCCGCCACCACCGCCUGGCAUGGCAAGCUGA